AUGUGCAAAAAGAAGACCACUAUUGGCGAAUGGCGUUUGAGUUUUGAAAAGGAGAAGUUGGAGGAGAAAAAACGAUCAAUAGAGGAAAAGCAACGAGCUCGAGAGGAGAAGCAAAAAAUUCGGGAUAUAGAAUUUUUAAGAAAACCUUAUGAUCACCUAAUCGGAGAUGAGCUCGAUAUGGUUUUGAGGGCUAGAGCGGACAUCAUGAAAAAAAUAUUACAAGAUAAAGAUCUAGUUGUUGUUGAUGAGUCCAUCGUUGUUAACAACAAACCAAAGAAAAAGAGACAUAGUGGUAGAUCGAAGAAGGAGAAAUCGAUUUAUUUCUGUUUCAUUCCAUCCCUAAGAGGAAACGAUGAGGAUUAUGGGUACACUUUCGAUCAAAUCAGAUUCUUGAUAAAUGAACUGAUAACGUGGAAUGAUGUUGCAAAAUCAAUCCUCUGGUUUGGGUUCGUUCACUCUGUUUCUUUUCUUCAUAUUUCACAACAGACAUUAACUUUAGGUAAGUCAAACACUUUUACCCCUUUUGAAUUUUACAAACUUCAACACCACUCAAAGAUUUGA
Messenger RNA from Lactuca saligna, 561 nucleotides. NCBI's taxonomy places the organism in Eukaryota, Viridiplantae, Streptophyta, Magnoliopsida, Asterales, Asteraceae. The record is from the annotation of a GenBank genome assembly.